UGAACGGUUUAACACUGGUGUGCGGUACGAAAUAUUGAGAAACAAUUGUUCGAUUAAUUACAACAACAAAACUAAUAAUAACAAAUAUAAAGUAGUACAAUAACAAAUACAUACAUAUACACAUAUACACAUUUGUAUAAUGUGCAUUUAAAGCUUUCGUGCUUGAGUCUUUCGAAUCGUUAAUUCGAAUCGGUUAUACAUGAGUGAUAUUUUGUGAAUGGAUUUUUAACAACAAAUUAUUUCAAAAUCACUGUUGGUACAAUUUGACUGAAAAGUUACCAAAAAUAUACAAAGUUUUAAUACAAAUGAAAGCAUGAAUAAUUACUUACAAAUAAAAAAAAAGCAAAAAAAUCAACAAAAAGCAAUUAAAUGUUAAGAAAUCACCAUGCCGCAAAAAGUGCAAUGCAAGAAAUAAAUAAAUGAGUUCUUGUGUAACAACAAAUUAAUUAUUAAAUUUUUGGCUAACAAAAGGCUUACAAAGUUAACAACAUCAGCAAAACAAUAUAAGUUGUUUAAAAAAACUGUCUUAACGGUGGGUGAAAAAUAAAUAAAAGUAAAUAAUAAUAGCAACAAGAAUAAGGAACUGCACACACUAAGCGCGGAUCCGGCGCACUCACAUAGUAUGGAAAUACCAGCGCUUCGCGGCCUCAAUGGCCUGCUGUUGAUACUGGCGGCUUCGCUGCUUGCUGUUGUACAGUCACAAGAUACAUCGGGCUACUAUUUUGCCACACCCAACACACAGACGCGCUUUGUGCCAUCCGUUGCGUUCCAGUCGAAUCGCCAGCCAGCGCAGGCGGCUUAUUUGACAGCGUCACGUGGUGGCGGUAAUGCGUUGUCCAACAGUGCUUACACCCAACCGGGCUCAUAUCAAGAGCAGCUGCUAUUCAUAAGCAAUGACGGCAAGCAGCAACAGUCACAACAACUGGCUUCAUCGGUGGCAUAUUCACCGUUUGGUGCGCAAAUUUCGCAAACCCGCAAUCCCGAUUACUACGACAUUUCACCACGCCCCUUUGGCUCGCCCGCUUCAACGGGCCUCAGCACCGCAGCCAGUGGGUUUUCUCGUUCCAAGGCAAAACGUCCGAUCGGUGGAGGUUUUGUGCCAUCACAACAAAGUUCCGUACGCGCGAAUGUGCCGCAUCAGCAGUCACAAUUUCUGGCACAUUUUAAUGAGCCGGCUACAUCCUCCGCCAAUCGCCCAUCAGCAAAUAGCUUAUCUGGCUCGUUUCAACGACCUUUCGGCAGUAGUGGCUUCGUGCCCAUUUCUAAUCGUAAUCGCCCAGUUGCCGCAGCUUCUAGCGGCUCGAACUACAAUACCGAUUUAUCACCAAAUUCAAGCCAGUCCGCAUUCUCGCAAACAUCUUUCAAAAACACCCGCAAUCGUUUCCAAUCUAGUAGCGCUAAUUCGGCUGCUGCCUCAGCCAGCACGGAAUCGCCAGCGUCUAGCACGAAACGAUACAACCGCUUCGGUGCAAGUCGUUCGCAGAAUACACUUAAAGCACAACAACAACCAACUCCUUAUAAUACACCUGAAACCUCGUCACAACGUCCCACAUUUGGACGCAUUACUAGCAAUAAGUCGACCAGCUUUCAACCUAGACGACCAGUUUUCAUUAGCCGAGAGAUUAACGAACCCGUAAAUGUGGCGAAAGUGCAGAGACCGUUCUCUGCCGGACGCGUCAAGUUGCCCGUCAAGGAGGCUCUCUUGAAGCAAUCUACGACGGCUUCUGUGAAAACGACAUCAGCCAUUACACCCACUAGUGAUAGCGAAGAAUAUUACGAGGACGAAAGUGGUAGCCCAGCGGAUAUGAGCUCCACAAAAGAAACAAGUCAGGAAAAGUUGGAACUGCAUGAAGCCGAAGAGACAACGGUCUCAGUAAUAACAACUACAGAUACAACACAGUCCACAAUCAGCGCUGAGGGCGAAGAGACAACAGCUUUGCCAUUGGAUGAUGACAAAUCAGAAGCGACCGUUGAGCAAGUGAAUGAAGAAAACACGAGUAAUGUAUCAAAUUACGAAUCAAUAGAUGCCACCACACAUCGUAGCUCGGAGUACGAGUAUGAAUAUGCGGAUGAAGAAGAAUCAACAGAGGCCACUGUAAAGGAAAUUAAACAAAAACAGUCUUCGACUACUUCAGCGAGUGAAACCACCACUACAAUCUCUACCACAGUAGAAGUAUCAGCGAUCACUACAGAGCAGCCUCAGCCAAUCGUAAGAAAUCAGGAAGUUGAAGAGUCAUUAGAGAUACUAACGACUGCAAAUCACGAUACAACUACCUCUAUGCCUGCAAAUCAUAAGGCAACUGAAUCAGAACACUCAGACGAUAACGAAGACGCAAACUAUGAAGGUAGCGCUGAAUACGAUGAAGACGAGUACGAAGAAGAUGAAGAAUUUGAGGAAAUGGAAGAUGUAAGUCAAGAACCAGUAAAUGAUAAGGACAUUAUCGAUCGCGAGGUCAUAUCAGUAGUGACUACCAAAAGCGUGGUGAAUGGCUCAACCGCCUACCCUACACCGGUCACACAACGUACAACAACAGUUUCCAAUGAGGAAGAAGUCAUCUUUAUGGAAAAUAAAGUACAACCGGCUAAAAUGGACAAAAUGGAAGCAGCCGAAGUUGAAGUCGAAAAGGCCGCCGACAAUUCCACAAUCAAUGAUGAUUCUAUGAGUAAUACAACCGAGAGUUAUGUUGUAAUCGCCUCCAUACAAACAAGUCGUAGUAUAAAUGGUGCACGAUUUCUACCUUUCCCAGCUAUUGAGCAAGAGGAAACCAAGCAGACCCUCUCCGAGCUGGAACGCAAAAUUCAUGCACAAAAGACAGCGUCGAAAAAAACUAAUAAAGAAAUGGAAAUAGACGAAGUCUCAGAAAGUGGUGAGGAAGUAAUGGCUUAUGUAACGGAGAAGUCCAGCACUAAUGUGGCGAUCUCUUCAACUGAAAGCAUUAUCGAUAAAUUAGAUCGUGUGCAAUCGGAACUGUCUAGUGGUCUACUCUCUGGUAAAUAUCCCAUUAUUACCGAAAUGGAUGUGUCGACAAAGGCCACCACUACUACCUCAGGUUCGAAAUUCGUACCAAAUAUACGCAAGUUCCAGCCAAAGACUACCGCCGCCUCAAAAGUGAAGGUGCAUCAUUUCGAUGAGAGUGAAAUGGAUGAAUUGGCUGGCUUAUUGCCAGUAGGUUUCAAACCACGUCCAUCGUAUAAAAAUCGUAAGAUUACUACUACAACGUCAGCUGCACCAGAGGUUGUAGAACCUGAAGGAAAAAAACCAACUCGUAACUCCACAAUUGGUCGCUCAUUUAAGAAUAAUGCUGUAAUUGUACAGGAUGUCGCUCUUGCAGGUCUCUUACCUAAAGGAUAUAAGCCACCAACCACAACAGAAGCCACUACCAAAGCCGAUAUCUCAGAUCUCUUCAGUAAAAUCAAGUUCGACGAUAGUCUAGAAAAGUUACUGCCGAAGGACUAUAAAGAGAAAGCAGUCACGACAGCCAAACCAGCUGUAACGCUUGUGGAUGAUAUCUCCAAGUUUUUACCACCGGGUUACAAAUUAUCUUCCACUACCACAGCACCAGCUAAGAAAUCCGCUGUUGCCGUACUAGACGACAUCAGCAAGCUUUUACCACCUGGUUACAAACCACCUUCUAAACCCUUCGAUGAAACUGAUGAAUUAGCCAGUGGUAUUAUACCGUUGAAGGCUAACGACAUUUCCAAACUUCUACCACCGGGUUAUAAACUCAAUGAGACAAGUACUAAGGACAUCUUACCAGUUCCCGAGAGCAUUGAUAUUUCACAGUUAUUACCGAAAGACUACAAACCCAACGCAGCCAUUGAGAAACCCAUAGAAAUGGUCGGAGUAAAAGCCUUCAAGGAUUCUAUGACAGCAAAGAAAGCUGCUUCAACUACUGAAGCAAGCUCCUCCGCAGCACCUGAAGGGGUCGACAGCACUACUGCUGCUUCUGGUUUCAAGGUAGUCUUUCCAAAAGGCGUACACAAACGAAUAGGCGCGCAACGUUUGACCACACCGCGUACAACUGGAGGCGAUAAUGCCAGCGAAGUGGGCAACUCACCAGCAGUGGUCAUAAAGAAAGGACCACCUACACGUGCAACUACCGAGUUCACUGGUUGGCCCACACCAUCCACAACACCCAUAUCCAUCGAGAAAUUGCUAGAACAAAGCAGAACGGUGAGUAUUAACUUUGAGGAUCUACUUUUGUCCAGCAGCACCAGUACUACAACGACGACAACCACAACAACAACGACCACAACUCCACGACCUACAAAACCCGGACACUGCACGUCUGAUUGUGACCUCGCAGCAACGAUAAAGAUUAUAGAUGGGCUUGCAUGGAAACCGGAACUACUAGAUCACAAUACAGUCGAGUGGAAGAAUCUAGCGCAUGAAGUGGAGGCAGAGCUUAACGAAGUCUACUCGAAAGCACCGCAAUUGUCUCACUGGUACAAAAAAGUACGCAUUGACAGCUUUAGCCAGGGCAGCGUGCUUGUGGAUUACUAUGUAGAACUUGCAAACAUCACCGAAGAUGUAAACACUUUAGAGAUUAAAAAACUCUUCCACGAUGCUUUGACUCACCCGCCACCAGAGAUGAUCUUGGCACACAAACCCGUUACGGAAAACGAAACCGACAAUAAGGAUGAGAACGCUAACAAUAAUGCGCAAUAUCGCGAAGGGAAGGAGGAAAAACUAAUCAAGGAGACAUUCUUAAUGGGAAAAUAUGUUAUAGAUCCAUCGGCCACAGACUUUAGUGUGAUACCCAAGCCGCUUUUACCUAUGGUUGAAUUUGCCGAAGAAGAUCAACUGAUACCUCAAUGGGCGAUUGUUAUAAUUGUAAUAGGUGUGGGCUCAUUGAUCUUCGUUAUAAUUUUUGGUGUGACUGUACUACUUAACCGACAAAAGCGCUCCAAAAAGACACCCAUACCACUAACCAGCGAUAUGUUAAAUGAGUUGAAGAUCAAUCACAUGGGUGGUGCGGAUAAUUAUGGUGUCGAUGAUUUCUAUAACAUAGACGAUGCUUGGAACGACACUAAGCAACCGAUUAAACCAAAGCGUUUCACUAAUUCCCUGCACGACAGCAACGGUUCUAAUAUCUACGACAGCUGGCGCUCCACACGUCACGGCGAUUAUUUGUAUGAUUCUCAAACUAAUUACUCACAAAAGGGUGACUCUUUGCAACGUGGUCACCAUCAUAAUAAUAAUCAUCAUCACCACCACCAGCAACAAAAUCCACAACCACACCAUCCACAACAACAUACGAUGUCACAGCAUCAGCACCCAUAUCAUCAGUAUCCUGAUGCCUUUACGGAUGCGCAUCCAAUGUACACGUACAACAACAAUAGCGGUAGCAAUAGCAAUCAUGCGAGUCGAGCGUCUCGUUAUCAGCGAGACUACGAUCCAGACUUUUAAGUGAUACAAGCAGAAGUGUUGAAGGAGGUAAAGGUAAACAAAUUAUUAGUAGCGAAAAUUGCAGAGAUAAUUUUUAAAAAUGAGAAAAAUAUAUAAAGCAUUAUGAUUAUAGAAAUCUUAUAUGGUUUAUGCUUAAAAAUAUAAACUCUUAAGCGAGGUUAGAAACGAAAAAGAAAUUUAUUUAAAACAUAGCUUCAGUUAAAAUUUAUAAAUUCCCGCAAAUUAUAUUGAAUACCCAGAUACAAAUGAAGAAAUUACAAAAGAUAUGUAUAAAACGAAAAAUACUCAAAUCACAGACUAGCAGACUAAUAAUCUUUUACGUAUUAAAUCGAAUUGUGUAUGAAAAUUAUAGGAAAUAUAUUUAUUAUUGUAAAAAACUGCACUCAUUAAACGAUAUUGUUACACCUAAACUAUUUCUAAUAAAAACGAAAUAUAACGAGUUUAUUUAGUCUUCCCAUGCGGCGAAAUUUACCCCGCGUGCCUUUCGAAUAGUAACUGCUUUUUAGAAAAUUUAAGAAAACAAAAAAGAGCAAAAGCUAAAAACAAAAAUCAAAACAAAAUUGUUGAAAAUAAUAAAACAGAAAAAUGUUAAAUGGGAAAUCUCGUCACCUUUAACACACUGUAUAUAGUGUUUAAAACGUUUCGAUAUAUACUUAAUUAUACUCGUUUAACCCGAAGGCCCUGACAGCCAGUGCUUUAUCUCGUAAGUGAGGCAAUUAUUUAUAAUUGUUUCUCUUUUAAAUAAAUAAAUAAAUAAAUAAAUAAAUAUACUCGUUUAUUUGAACACUGCAUUGUAAGCGGCCGACUCAAGUUAAAACGAGUUCAAAUUAGUCACGAUUAGUGUUAAAUCACUUUUAGGAAACAUAAUAAUAUUUUCUAAUUUAGUUUUGUACGAAAAACAAAAAAAAAAUUAACAAUAUAUUUUUUUUAUA
Messenger RNA from Bactrocera latifrons, 6342 nucleotides. Its product is annotated as flocculation protein FLO11. Lineage: Eukaryota; Metazoa; Arthropoda; Insecta; Diptera; Tephritidae. The coding region runs from base 623 to 5410 and encodes 1595 amino acids. The transcript is spliced from 9 exons. The record is from RefSeq and is a predicted model, not a curated record.